Microsporum canis CBS 113480 is the source of this 2322-nucleotide messenger RNA. RefSeq lists its product as hypothetical. The transcript has 2 exons. Gene Ontology annotation, molecular function: transmembrane transporter activity. Bases 1 to 2322 code for a protein of 773 amino acids. Lineage: Eukaryota; Fungi; Ascomycota; Eurotiomycetes; Onygenales; Arthrodermataceae. Gene Ontology annotation, cellular component: plasma membrane. The record is from RefSeq and is a predicted model, not a curated record. Gene Ontology annotation, biological process: transmembrane transport.
AUGUUUUCAGAAUAUGCGUCGCGUUUCCUUUCACAGUCACAGUCCCGAAUAGCACCAGGAGACGGCUCACCUCCAAGAGAUGGCCGGGAUCGAAGUCGGAGACCUGAUCGACCGACCUCUUCCCGUCCACCUCCGUCACGGCCCUACCUUCAACGGGCACUAGGGAACCCAUAUUCUUCCACAACCUCUCAGACAUUUGCAUUCUCUCCUCGGUCAUCAGUACACCAUGCACCGUUGUUCCACAGCACUACCGAACAGCUCCAGGAGGAAGAUGAUGAGCGAGAAGCGGCCGAUCUUUACGCUUUGCAGAGAUCGAGACGACAUUUUGGCGCAAGCCGGUUGGCAGAGUCUUCUGAAGGGGACGAAGGAGAGGAUAGCAAACACUCAGAACGAAGCACAGGCCAAGCAGAUGAGUUUGGCAGAGGGACGGGGAUAAGGAGUUCAUGGCGUGGGAAAGCUUCUGUUAGUGAUUCGGCAGGGAAAACAGGCACUGGGGCUUUAACAGAACAGCCCGAAGGAGAUGAAGAUCAUGACGGAUCGAUGUCACAGGGCACGUCUAGUCCGGGGAAAGGCAGGAUGGUUGAUAUCCGACUGGAAGACUCGAUAAAGACAGAUGCGGUGACGGUAGAUUAUGACGAUGACCCGCCACCUGAAUUCGCCUCGGCUGAGCCGCCAAUACGCCAUUUUCGCAAACUGCCAGGUCAUCCAGGCGAUGAUGAGUUCCAGACCAGUGCCGGAUUCAUGCCCCAAGAGACGGACAAACAGGCAUUGUUGAACAAUCCUAGGCCGCCGAGCUCGAUAGCUUCUGAGAUGCCUCAAUCGGUGGCAUACGGGGAACCUGAACCUCCAAUGCAUGACAUGUUCUGGGGUCAUAUGUUCUUGCUCUGUUUGGGCGGCUUAUUCGCUACCUCAUUCAUCGUAUACCUUCAUACUACUCCACCAUCCAAGAUCCCCCUCCUUGGAGAUACUAUUUACGCUACUUUACACUCCUCUUUUGGCCUGCUGGGAACAUAUACCUUAGUUUCAAUAUUUGUGGCGUUGCUCUGGCUGGCAUUGUUACGCUCUUACAUUCGGCCUCUGGUCUAUACCAUGCUAAUCGCCGUUCCUGUUAUUCUUAUAUCUUUUUCUUUAUAUCCGUUCAUCUCUAGCUUCAAAGGUACCUGGCAUGGAACCAGUAUCCAGGACAAGGUCAUGCGAUGGGGCUCGAUAGUCCCUGCAAUCAUGGCCGCAGCCUGGAUCUACUCUGUCGUGAAGGGCCGACAUUCAACGGGCAAGGCAAUCGGUAUCUUGGAGUUUUCAUGUCGAAUUCUAGCUGCGAAUCCAGCGCUUCUUAUCCUAGGAUUUGCAACAAUAGCUGUCAUUGCUCUUUGGAGUUGGCUAUGGAUCCUCAUGUUUACCCGUGUCUUCCUCGGCGGCCAUCUCGCAUCCGGAGCCAAAAAAUUAUUUAUCAUUGAUAUUGGUACCUGGUGGCUAGGCAUAUACUUUAUUCUGGUCUAUCUCUGGUCCCUCGGCGUCAUUGCAGGUAUCCAACGGACUACCACCGCCGCGGUUGUUAGCCAGUGGUAUUUCCAUCGCAAUGCUGUGCCCUCGCCCACUUCUCGGGACAUUGUUCAGGCUGCCUUUACCCAUGCCCUGACCACUUUGUUUGGAACAAUAUGCCUUUCUACCCUGCUAUCCCUUGUCGUUCGUAUUCCUCUUAUUGUCCUUCCUCGUCGUCUAUCUUCCUUGUUAUCAUUAGCUGCCUACUCCCUUGUCCCCACACCCAUUGCUGCUCUCACCAACCCUCUCACCCUAACAUAUGCUGCCAUCCACUCGCAGCCUCUAGUCUCUUCAGCUCGAAGCCUCAAUCAAAUGGUCUUCCUCGCCCCCUCCGCUGCAACAGCCACAACGUUCCAUCCACGCACCUUCUCUGACUCUAAUCGUUCGGAUUACUACUCUUCCACUUUAAUGCCGUACCGUCUAGCCAAGAUGCUUCUACACGCCACUCGGUUCAUGAUGUCUCUUGCCCUUGGCUUUGGCGGCUGGGUAUCUACCGCCCGCAGCCUACAGGUCCCCGGCGCAGACGGUAGCAAAGGCCCAGGCGUCCGUGGCAGUCUGUACGCCUACAUUGUCGGCUUGAUCGCAGGAACGAUCGGAUGGGGUGUUUUGUCUGCUAUGGAGGGAGUACUAGCUGGUGUCGUUGAUGCGGCGGUUGUUUGCUGGGCGAGUGAAGUCGGCAGUGUACGACGAGAGGCACGCUAUUGUCGUGAGGCAGGGUACUUAUUUGGCGGCGGCAGUGCGGACCGUAUGGAUGUAGAAGAUAGAGCACCACGACUUGAUUGA